Molecule: messenger RNA, 2347 nt
Organism: Xiphias gladius (swordfish)
Lineage: Eukaryota; Metazoa; Chordata; Actinopteri; Istiophoriformes; Xiphiidae
Product: voltage-dependent calcium channel gamma-5 subunit
Exons: 5
Coding region: 41-874 (277 amino acids)
Biological process (GO): regulation of AMPA receptor activity; postsynaptic neurotransmitter receptor diffusion trapping; calcium ion transport
Cellular component (GO): postsynaptic density membrane; AMPA glutamate receptor complex
Molecular function (GO): voltage-gated calcium channel activity; channel regulator activity
Source: RefSeq, a predicted model, not a curated record
CUUUCUGCCGGCGGCGCCCCCCUGCUGUUGAGGCUGUGGUAUGAGCCUAUGUGGCAGGAAGGCGCUGACGUUGCUAAGCAGCGUGUUCGCUGUUUGCGGCCUGGGCCUGUUGGGAAUCGCCGUAAGCACCGACUACUGGCUCUACCUGGAGGAGGGCGUCAUCCUUCCCCUCAACCAAAGCACCGAAAUACGCAUGUCCCUCCACUCCGGCCUCUGGAGGGUUUGCUUUUUGGCUGGGGAGGAGAAAGGGCGGUGUUUUACCAUAGAGUACGUGAUGCCCACCAAUGUCCAGAUGACCUCUGAGUCAACUGUCAGUGUCCUCAAGAUGAUCCGUUCUGCCACACCUUUUCCUUUGGUCAGCCUCUUCUUCAUGUUCAUUGGUUUUGUACUCAGUAACAUCGGCCACAUCCGACCACAUCGCACCAUCCUGGCUUUUGUUUCUGGAAUCUUCUUCAUCCUGUCAGGUCUGUCUCUGGUUGUUGGUCUGGUCUUGUACAUCUCCAACAUUAAUGAUGAAAUGUUGAACAGGACCAAAACUAAUGAAGCCUACUUCAGUUACAAGUACGGCUGGUCGUUCGCCUUUGCUGCCAUCUCCUUCCUUCUAACUGAGACGGCGGGUGUCAUGUCGGUGUAUCUGUUCAUGAAGCGCUACACAGCAGAGGAAAUGUACCGGCCCCAUCAGGGCUUCUACCGGCCUCGCCUCAGCAACUGCUCCGAUUACUCUGGCCAAUUCCUCCAUCCGGAUGCCUGGGCUGGGCGAGGUCGCAGUCCCUCCUCAAUCUCCUCCGAGGCCUCCCUCCAGAUGAACUCCUCCAACUACCCUGCCCUCCUCAAGUGUCCAGAGUAUGAACAAAUGUCCUCCUCACCUUGCUGAGGCAGAGGACGAGCAGUUGUGUGAGCACCAUAGGCUCCAAUUUGAUCUGCCUGGAUUUUGGCAUAAAAUUUUCCAAUAAUUUGAUAUUUUCAAGCUUGAAACACUCCAAGUUCCCACUUCAAGUGUCCUGAUGAUGACGUGAUUCUCUCUACCCUCCCUGCUGCUGAUUUUUAGUUGCACUUUUUGGUUCUGUAGGGAGUAAUACUUAAGAUGAAGGUUAGCCAGUUCACUGUAUUCUGAGGUAAUCUGUCUUGUUCCAGGGAGAGCUGUUAGACCAGACUGUAAUUUUUUUCUGCUUUUUCUAUACUUUUUAAUGAUGGGGGAUUGGUAACCUGAUGAAAUGACCAAGGUAGGGCGAAGUUAUCUGAGAGGAGUGACCUGUGUAGCUCCAACAUGCAGUGAGCAAGUCAAUUAUUUGCCUGUAGUACUGCCACAGUCCUAAACCAAUAGAGAGGAUUACAUCCUGCACAUCUGCAAACAUGGAGAGUUUAGAAUACGGAUUAGAACUGGAUUGGAAACUAUGUGCCAGGGAUUCAGAGCCUGCACAUUUUCAAAGCCAAAAACGAAAGUAGCUUCAUUCAGUCAGAAAGCAGAAACUAAUCAGUGGACUCACCUUUGUUUAGAGGAAACUUGCUGAAAAUUAUAAAUACUACAGGUUGGUUCUGGACAGAAUAUUUCCUUAAUUUGAUCAUAAGAUCAUUGCUCACAUUGUGCAUACUUCUGAUUUAUAAAUUAAAAAUGAGGUUGUUAAAGCUCCUUUUGUCUACAAAUUGCGCAUGUGCACCAGCUGUUUGAGCACAAGCAAGUUCAAUUCACAUCUUUGGUUGUCACUAUUUAAGUGAAGUACACUGCACUUUGUGCAAAAAAUGGCUUGUUGGUGUAGUUAACUGAAGGUAUUCUAAUGCAAAUCACAACAGUUUUAAACAUGUUUAUGUGAAGUCAGGAGGUAGAACUCAGCUUGAAUUUUCAAUGUUCAGGUUUAGAGUUUAUGAUACACAUGAUGAAUGUGAAUUUCAACCAACUCAAAUAGAUCAUUUUAACUGACAUACAAUUUUGUAAACAAAAAUCUGUUUGACUGGGGUUACAUGCUGACAGAGUUGGGAUGAUAUUUGACCUUCCAUGUGAACCUCACGUUUAAGUAUUGACACCAAAGGAAAGGUUUGUGUCGUAGGCUGCUGGUCCAGAUAUAUGACAUCCACUUCUCUUUAAAUACCUAAAUCUGAAUAUGCUAAUGGGCAUAUAAACUUUUGAGUGUAUUAUUUUAUUAUCUUGUAAAGUAAAGGAAACAGACAGAACAAGAAUAAUGCUUUAUUUGCUCCCAUAACCCAUCAUUAAUAACAAUAGAGGACCGCUUUACAUCAGUGUUUCAAACAAUGCGGAUGUAAACAAAGCUUUUAUGUUUAUGGAGAACCUAUGAUUCCUGUAUACAGUGGUCUUCUUAGCUGGUCAAGUAAUUAAAUACAGGAAGUGUGU